AUGCUUCAGUGCUCUACACCGGCCAAUUGGAUUAUUUGGCUCAAAAUUGUGAGCCACACACUCUGGACAGAAACUCUUCCAGUUCUUGGGGACUGUCUCAAAUCGCGUGGAACGUUACUAGGUGGAUUUUUCCUAUUGAUCUUCUACCGAUUUCAAACUGGAAAUGAGUUUGAUAUGUCUCUAAUUCGUCUAAUUGUUGGCUCAUUUAUGGUUAGCACAAUUUUAUCAAUUUUCGAUGCAUCACUCCUCUCAAAGCCGGUUUUCAAAGCCAAGAAAAACCAAGAGCCAUAUUUGAAGCAUUUGUCACAAAUCGUGCAAAUUUCAUUCGAUCGCAAUAUGCUCCUUCUUCUGCCAUCGUUCGUUUACACCGGAAUAGAAAUGUCCUUCUAUUUCGCUGUGUUUCCCACAAUGGUAUCAUUCACAAAAUCGUUGGGGAACACAAGAGACUUGAAUAUAGUGGCAAUGAUUUUCGUGGGAUUCGGAAAUAUUUGUGGCUGCUUCAUCUUGUCAUUUCUUGGCGCUCGUGUUCGAGAAAUCGGAAGAAAGUAUCUGGUUUUAAUGGCUGCAUGCGUCCAUCUGAUCUCUUUCAUUCUUCUGUUUCUAUCGUUCCCGGAUGAGUCACCACUUCAACCAACUGAAUCUUCCAGUUUUCUUAAAUCCAGAUUUUUCCCAGUUUUUAUUGUUGGAUUGCCUUCUCCUACUUCUCCUCCAUUCCCAAUUUUUCAGCGAAAAAUCUUAAUUCAAUCCCGAGUUACAGACCCUUUUGUACCAGACCUCAAUGUACUGACUUUCUCCUUUUUGUUUUGCGGUGCGCAGAAAAGUGGGCGGGGUUUAGAAGCUUGCAAUCCUGCGGCGCGGAAAAUUCGUGAAGGAAAUCAAAGAAAAAGCUAUUCGACGCGAGUGAGACCCGAACCUCCGCCUUAUUCCGUGGUACUCUGCGGUGUCCUAAUAGGGUUCGGCGAUGCUAUCAUCAAUCAACAAUGCUACACGAUUCUCAACGACAUCUACGACAAAAGUCAACGGGUUGAAGCAUUCGCAGUGUAUAGAUUUUAUCAGAGCUUAGCUGGCAGUAUCGCAAUGCUCUAUUCGGCUCAUGUCUUGUUAAAAGUUCAUGUGACGGUUCUUAUCACAGUGGGUGUUAUUGCUACUGCGACAUUCUUUGGAAUACGAAUUCCAAAACAUCAUUAUCAAGAAGCCGCCAGUUGUGAUGAGACUGAAAAGAAGAAUAUUGAAAUUCUAUAA
Messenger RNA from Caenorhabditis briggsae, 1242 nucleotides. The record is from RefSeq and is a predicted model, not a curated record. Lineage: Eukaryota; Metazoa; Nematoda; Chromadorea; Rhabditida; Rhabditidae. The coding region runs from base 1 to 1242 and encodes 413 amino acids. The transcript has 9 exons.